Tinamus guttatus (white-throated tinamou) is the source of this 404-nucleotide messenger RNA. It is a transcript of the gene MGP, whose product is annotated as matrix Gla protein. Lineage: Eukaryota; Metazoa; Chordata; Aves; Tinamiformes; Tinamidae. The record is from RefSeq and is a predicted model, not a curated record. Gene Ontology annotation, molecular function: calcium ion binding. Gene Ontology annotation, cellular component: extracellular region.
AGAGACACAGCGUGAGAGGUUCCUCCCUGCACUCCCACCAUGCGCACUCUUAUUGUCUUUACACUCCUGGCUUUCCUCGUGAUGGUUGCUACUUGCUAUGAGUCCCACGAGAGCAUGGAAUCCCAUGAAUAUCUCCAUCCCUUCAUCAACAGGAGGAGGGCCAAUGACUUCAUACAACCUGAUACGAGACUAGAAGGCCUGUCUCAGGAGAGGAUCAGGGAACGUAUGAAGGCCCCCCAGGAACGUCAGAGAGAGAUGUGCGAGGACUAUUACCCCUGUGAACGCUAUGCUUAUCACCAUGGCUAUGCUGCUGCUUACAGGCACUAUUUUGGGAGGAGGAGGACUAAGUAAAGGAAGUUUAGUCUUCACCUUGGGGCCUGGAGCCCAAGGUAUCCUCCCCGAAA